Molecule: messenger RNA, 2667 nt
Organism: Thecamonas trahens ATCC 50062
Lineage: Eukaryota; Apusomonadida; Apusomonadidae
Exons: 2
Coding region: 1-2667 (888 amino acids)
Molecular function (GO): protein binding
Source: RefSeq, a predicted model, not a curated record
AUGGUGUCGGUUGAGGUCCUGCUCGGCGCCUCGCGGUCGCAACGGAGGCACAAGGGCGAGACGACAGAGCAGUUCCUGGGGCGGUUGACCCACCUGGCGCUGGAGGAGCGGAACAUCUCGGAUCUGACCAACCUGGGGCUCUGCCGUGCUGCACUUGUGGUUCAUCUCUUCUCCAAUGUCCUUACCUCUACCGCAGGCAUCUCGGCUUGCCCGCGGCUCACCCAUCUGGCGGUCCAGGACAACGCCCUGUCCUCGCUCGACGAUCUCGCCGCGCUCCGCUCGCUUGCCACGCUCCACGUCUCGUCGAACGCCCUCACCUCGCUCAAGGGCCUUGAAGCCUGCACUGCACUGGAGGAGCUGUACAUUCAGAACCAGCGCGUGCCGGCCACCGCAGAUCCGCGCCCGUUUGCCCUCACGUCCUCGGUCCUCGCCUACCUCGCGCCGCGCCUCCGCGUCCUCAACAUCUCGGGCAACAACAUCCGUGACCCGCGGCCGCUCUCCGUCCUCACCGCCCUCCGCUCACUCGACAUCUCAUCCAACGCCAUCUCGUCGCUCGAUGCUGUCCAGGACCUUGCUGCAGAACUGCCGGUCAUUGGCUUGCUCGAUGUGCGUGGCAACCCGCGCCUCGGCCGCCCGCUCCGCUACCGCCGCAGCCUCAUUGUUGCGGCGCCAACCCUCACCACUCUCGACGGCCGCGACAUCAAGUCAAACGAGCGCGAGUUUGCUCUCGCCUGGGACGCUUCGCGCGCUUCGGUCUCGAGCCGCGCCCGCCGCCGCCGCCGCCUGCCCUCCUCGACGUCGACAUCCCUGGCCCUCGAGGGUUCCGCCCCGGGCUCGCGCUCAUCAUCGCGGCCCUCGCCCUUGACGAGCAACCCGCUCCCGCGCGUCCUACCCGGCGCUCAUGGCGGACCGACAGGCGCGGUUGUCCGGCUCGCCGGCCGCGUUCUCGCGGCGUCCAAGAACGGCCGCCGCUACGUGUGGAUCAAGAACGGUUACAUCGGUGACCGGUUCUGUGGCCUCGACGAGAACUCCAAGUGCGAUCUCGAGGGCUACGCCUUCUACGUCGCCGGCUUUGUCGUCCCGUGCAUCUUUAUGGCCAUCAUCUGCCUCCUCGCCAUCCCCGUCUUUCUCCUUGUCCGCACAUGCUGUGCCUGCUGCUGCUCCGGCAAGUCGACCUACACCCGCAACACCAUCCUUGUCGUCAAGAUCGGCCUCGCCGUCUGCCUCGUUGGCGUCCUCUUCGGCUUCUACUUUGGCUACGCCGGCAACAAAAAGGCAUCUGACGGCAUCAAGGGUCUCACUCGCGUGGCCAUUUCUACAGGCGAGAACCUUGUCCAGCGUAUCGACAACAUCCGGCGCCGCAUUAUCUCUGCCUCCACCGCCCCGCCAAACGCCGACCAGAACCUGCAGUCGGCCGUCGACGCCGGUAACGACGUCAUUGAUACCAUCCGCGACAUCGACACCAAAGUCGGCACCGUCAACUCUUAUCGCUUUGCCGCCAUCAACAUCGGCUUCAUCUUCCCCUCACUCUUUGCCUUUCUCUCGUUCACCCUCGGCAUCGGUAACCUGCGCUUCUGCUGGAUCCACAUCUUCUCGGCCAUGUUCGUCCUUUUUGCCCUUUUCUUUCUCUGGAUCUCCACCGGCCUGCACUGGCUCAUCGAGAUCUUGUUCUCGGACCUCUGUUUUGAGGCCCGCGACUUUCUCUUCACCCCUCCGGCUCAGCGCCGGACGCAGAACAACCCUCUUGAGGCUGUUUUCCAUUGCUCCGCCAACGACACCAGCAACCCAUUCCGUGCUCUCGCUACCGUCAUUAACGACGGAAUCGACCGCGCUGUCUCCAUCGCUUGCACCGCCCUUACAGAGCCGACUCGCACCCUUCCCGAUGGCUCUGAAGUCGGUGGCAUCUGCCACCUAGGCCUCAACUGCGACAACACCGGCUUCCCCUCCGUCCCCUGCUCAGAGGCCACCCUUCCGUCGUACCAGGAGUCGACGCUGUACUCGGAACGUGUUGGCGCGCCUGGCGCCGUUAUCUCGCUUCUGCAGUGCACCCAGUCGUCGAACCCGUGCGUUGACGGCAUCAACAAGACCGUUGCAGACACCGUCUACAACUCGGUCAACGACGUUAUUAUCUACCGCAACAUCCUCCGCGGCGACGUUCAGCCCAUCCUCGAGUGCGACUUUCUCAACAACCUCCUCUCCGCCAUCAACGGCGUCGUGUGCAACGAUCUCGUCGGCGGCUUUGGUGAUAUCCGCAAGUCGCAGCUCUCGUGCUCCAUCCUUUUCAUUCUUGCCGUUGUCCUCAUGAUUCUCGGCCAGAAGCGAUUCCUUGCGCUAUCGCAAGCCUCCAACGCAAACGGCUCGCCAGCCUCCAUCGACGAUUUUGAUAACGAGAAGGACGUUGAACUCGACGCCCUCGAUGGCGAGCAGAACUUGGGCAACACUGGUGCCGUUGCUCUGGCUCGCAACCCGUCGUACAACGGUGGCCACUCGCUCUCAGACUCGUCGUCAUACUCGGCCGAUCUUCCGGUCUACAACGCCCCGGCGUUGUCUGGUCCGCCACCUGCAUACAACCCCGACUACGACUCGAUGGAGAUGCCUGGCGGCGACUUUGAUGACUUUGACGCCGCGGCUCCAGCCAUGAACUUUGACGAGAAGAAGAAGGCUUAG